Chionomys nivalis (European snow vole) is the source of this 8501-nucleotide messenger RNA. Its product is annotated as sodium channel protein type 3 subunit alpha. Gene Ontology annotation, biological process: membrane depolarization during action potential; neuronal action potential; sodium ion transmembrane transport. Bases 437 to 6310 code for a protein of 1957 amino acids. NCBI's taxonomy places the organism in Eukaryota, Metazoa, Chordata, Mammalia, Rodentia, Cricetidae. Gene Ontology annotation, cellular component: plasma membrane; axon; voltage-gated sodium channel complex. Gene Ontology annotation, molecular function: voltage-gated sodium channel activity. The transcript has 28 exons. The record is from RefSeq and is a predicted model, not a curated record.
AUAAGCAGAGAGGAUUCUGGAAAGGUCCCUUUGUUUUCAUGUCCACAGAGAAAGCCAGAUAAAAAAAAAUUAAAUUGAAUUUGCAAAUCCCUGUGGCCCAUGUCUGAAGAACUGCAGGGGGUGGCACGCUCCGUCCUAACCUUCUUGGAUGCUGGCCUUUGUUGAGCUGUGAUUCCUAAGGCUCUCCAUCAGAUUAUGGAGCAAGAGAGCUGAAGUCAAGCACACCAGAGUUAGUCAGCAAUGACAUAUCUGUCAAGGAUUCGUGGAGGAGUGACUUACUGGGGAAAAACCACAGAAUCCCUUCUAGGGAUAUUGUAAGAACAGAUGAGGUAACUCCCAGAAGGGGCCUGGAGCUUUUCCAAACAGAGGUGCUGUGACUCUCAAAGGCAAUUCUUAUGCAAGAAGCUAAACGCAAUUAAAUGUGCAGGAUGAAAAGAUGGCCCAGGCACUGCUGGUACCCCCAGGACCUGAGAGCUUCCGCCUUUUCACACGAGAAUCUCUUGCUGCUAUCGAAAAGCGUGCUGCAGAAGAGAAAGCCAAGAAGCCCAAGAAAGAGCAAGACAUUGACGAUGAGAACAAACCAAAGCCAAACAGUGACUUGGAAGCUGGGAAGAACCUUCCAUUUAUCUAUGGAGACAUUCCUCCAGAGAUGGUGUCGGAGCCUCUGGAGGACCUGGACCCCUACUACGUCAGUAAGAAAACUUUUGUGGUGUUGAAUAAAGGGAAGGCUAUCUUUCGAUUCAGUGCCACCUCCGCCUUGUACAUUUUAACUCCGCUAAACCCCGUUAGGAAAAUUGCUAUUAAGAUUUUGGUCCACUCUUUAUUCAGCAUGCUCAUCAUGUGCACGAUUUUGACCAACUGCGUGUUUAUGACAUUGAGUAAUCCUCCGGACUGGACAAAGAAUGUAGAGUAUACAUUCACUGGGAUCUAUACCUUUGAAUCCCUUAUAAAGAUUUUGGCGAGAGGGUUUUGUUUAGAAGAUUUCACAUUCCUUCGUGACCCAUGGAACUGGCUGGAUUUCAGUGUCAUCGUCAUGGCGUAUGUAACAGAAUUUGUAAGCCUAGGCAAUGUUUCAGCCCUUCGAACUUUCAGAGUCUUGCGAGCUCUGAAAACUAUUUCUGUAAUCCCAGGUUUAAAGACCAUCGUGGGGGCCCUGAUCCAGUCGGUGAAGAAGCUGUCUGAUGUCAUGAUCCUCACGGUGUUCUGUCUCAGUGUCUUUGCACUAAUCGGGCUGCAGCUCUUCAUGGGCAACCUGAGGAAUAAAUGCUUGCAGUGGCCCCCGAGUGAUUCUGCUUUUGAAACCAACACUACUUCCUACUUCAACAGCACAAUGGAUUCCAAUGGGACAUUUGUGAAUGUAACAGUGAGCACGUUCAACUGGAAGGAUUACAUCGCUGAUGACAGCCACUUUUAUGUUUUGGAUGGACAGAAAGACCCUCUGCUGUGUGGAAAUGGCUCCGAUGCAGGACAAUGUCCUGAAGGGUACAUCUGUGUGAAGGCUGGGCGAAACCCCAACUACGGCUACACGAGCUUUGACACAUUCAGCUGGGCCUUCUUAUCUCUGUUUCGACUCAUGACUCAGGAUUACUGGGAGAACCUUUACCAGUUGACAUUACGUGCAGCUGGGAAGACCUACAUGAUAUUUUUUGUUCUGGUGAUUUUCUUGGGCUCAUUUUAUUUGGUGAACUUGAUCCUGGCUGUGGUAGCCAUGGCCUAUGAGGAGCAGAAUCAGGCCACCUUGGAGGAGGCUGAGCAGAAAGAGGCAGAGUUUCAGCAGAUGCUGGAGCAGCUGAAGAAGCAGCAGGAGGAGGCUCAGGCGGUGGCUGCAGCCUCAGCGGCAUCCAGAGACUUCAGUGGGAUAGGAGGGUUAGGAGAACUUCUGGAGAGUUCUUCAGAAGCUUCCAAGUUAAGCUCCAAGAGUGCCAAGGAGUGGAGGAACCGGAGGAAAAAAAGGAGACAGAGAGAGCACAUGGAGGGGAACCACAGAACCGAGGGGGACAGAUUUCCCAAGUCGGAAUCCGAAGACAGCGUCAAGCGAAGGAGCUUCCUGUUCUCCCUGGAUGGGAACCGGCUGACGGGCGAGAAGAAGCUGUGCUCCCCUCACCAGUCUCUCUUGAGCAUCCGUGGCUCCCUGUUUUCCCCAAGACGCAAUAGCAAAACGAGCAUUUUCAGCUUCAGAGGUCGGGCGAAGGACGUGGGGUCUGAGAAUGACUUUGCCGAUGACGAGCACAGCACCUUUGAAGAUAGUGAGAGCAGGAGAGACUCACUGUUUGUGCCGCACAGACCUGGAGAGCGACGCAACAGUAACGGCACCACCACUGAAACGGAAGUCAGGAAGAGAAGGCUAAGUUCUUACCAGAUUUCAAUGGAAAUGUUGGAAGACUCUUCUGGAAGACAGAGAGCCAUGAGCAUAGCCAGCAUCCUGACCAACACCAUGGAGGAACUUGAAGAAUCUAGACAGAAGUGUCCGCCAUGCUGGUAUAGAUUUGCCAAUGUGUUUUUGAUCUGGGACUGCUGCAACGCAUGGCUAAAAGUGAAACACCUUGUGAAUUUAAUUGUGAUGGAUCCAUUUGUUGAUCUCGCCAUAACAAUUUGCAUUGUAUUAAAUACCCUGUUUAUGGCCAUGGAGCACUAUCCCAUGACUGACCAGUUCAGCAGUGUGUUGACUGUGGGAAACCUGGUCUUCACUGGGAUCUUCACAGCUGAAAUGGUUCUGAAAAUCAUUGCCAUGGAUCCCUAUUACUAUUUCCAAGAGGGCUGGAAUAUUUUUGACGGAAUUAUUGUUAGCCUGAGUCUAAUGGAACUUGGCCUGGCAAAUGUGGAGGGAUUGUCCGUGCUUCGGUCUUUCAGACUGCUCCGAGUCUUCAAGUUGGCAAAAUCCUGGCCCACACUGAAUAUGCUCAUCAAAAUCAUUGGCAACUCGGUGGGCGCCCUGGGCAACCUGACCCUGGUGUUGGCCAUCAUCGUCUUCAUCUUCGCCGUGGUCGGCAUGCAGCUGUUUGGAAAGAGCUACAAGGAGUGCGUCUGCAAGAUCAACGAGGAUUGCACACUCCCGCGCUGGCACAUGAAUGACUUCUUCCACUCCUUCCUGAUCGUGUUCCGCGUGCUGUGUGGAGAGUGGAUAGAGACCAUGUGGGAUUGCAUGGAGGUUGCGGGGCAGACCAUGUGUCUCACUGUCUUCAUGAUGGUCAUGGUGAUUGGCAACCUCGUGGUUCUGAACCUCUUUCUGGCCUUACUGUUGAGCUCCUUUAGCUCAGACAAUCUCGCUGCUACUGAUGAUGAUAACGAGAUGAACAACCUCCAGAUCGCAGUGGGAAGGAUGCAGAAGGGAAUUGAUUAUGUGAACAAUAAGAUACGGGAGUGCUUCCGCAAAGCCUUCUUCAGGAAGCCCAAAGUUAUAGAAAUCCACGAAGGCAACAAAAUAGACAGCUGCAUGUCCAAUAACACCGGCAUCGAGAUAAGCAAGGAGCUUAAUUACCUCAAGGAUGGUAACGGAACCACCAGUGGAGUAGGUACCGGAAGCAGCGUUGAAAAAUAUGUAAUUGACGAAAAUGACUACAUGUCAUUCAUAAACAACCCAAGUCUCACCGUGACUGUGCCCAUUGCUGUGGGAGAGUCUGACUUUGAAAAUUUAAAUACGGAAGAGUUCAGCAGCGAGUCGGAACUAGAAGAAAGCAAGGAGAAAUUAAACGCAACCAGCUCUUCGGAAGGAAGCACAGUUGAUGUUGCUCCACCCCGAGAAGGUGAACAGGCUGAAAUUGAACCCGAGGAAGACCUUAAACCGGAAGCUUGCUUUACUGAAGGGUGUAUUAAAAAGUUUCCCUUCUGCCAAGUAAGUACAGAAGAGGGCAAAGGGAAGAUAUGGUGGAAUCUCAGGAAGACCUGCUAUAGCAUUGUGGAGCACAACUGGUUCGAGACCUUCAUUGUCUUCAUGAUCCUCCUCAGCAGCGGCGCUCUGGCUUUUGAAGAUAUAUACAUUGAGCAGCGAAAGACCAUCAAGACCAUGCUGGAGUAUGCUGACAAGGUCUUCACCUACAUCUUCAUCCUGGAGAUGCUUCUCAAGUGGGUGGCCUAUGGGUUUCAAACCUAUUUCACCAAUGCCUGGUGCUGGCUGGACUUCCUGAUUGUUGAUUUUCAUUUCUGUCUGCAGGUUUCUCUGGUUAGCCUGGUAGCCAAUGCUCUUGGUUACUCCGAACUUGGCGCCAUCAAAUCCCUGCGGACGCUGAGAGCGCUGAGGCCCCUCCGAGCCUUAUCCCGCUUUGAAGGCAUGAGGGUGGUUGUGAACGCUCUUGUUGGCGCAAUCCCCUCCAUCAUGAACGUGCUACUGGUGUGUCUCAUCUUCUGGCUAAUCUUUAGCAUCAUGGGUGUGAAUCUGUUUGCUGGAAAGUUCUAUCACUGUGUUAACAUGACAACAGGCAACAUGUUGAACGUGAGUGAAGUCAACAAUUUCAGUGAUUGCCAAGCUCUUGGCAAGCAAGCCCGGUGGAAGAACGUGAAAGUCAACUUUGACAACGUGGGGGCGGGCUAUCUGGCGUUGCUGCAAGUGGCCACAUUCAAAGGCUGGAUGGAUAUUAUGUAUGCAGCUGUUGAUUCGCGGGAUGUCAAACUCCAGCCUGUAUAUGAAGAAAAUCUGUAUAUGUAUUUAUACUUUGUCAUCUUCAUCAUCUUUGGGUCGUUCUUCACUCUAAAUCUGUUUAUCGGUGUCAUCAUAGACAACUUCAACCAGCAAAAGAAGAAGUUUGGAGGUCAAGACAUCUUUAUGACGGAAGAACAGAAGAAGUAUUACAAUGCAAUGAAGAAACUCGGCUCCAAAAAACCCCAGAAGCCCAUCCCUCGGCCUUCGAACAAAUUUCAAGGGAUGGUCUUUGACUUUGUAACCAGGCAAGUCUUUGACAUCAGCAUCAUGAUCCUCAUCUGCCUCAACAUGGUCACCAUGAUGGUGGAGACUGACGACCAGAGCAAAUACAUGACCCUGGUUUUGUCCCGCAUCAACCUUGUAUUCAUCGUCCUGUUCACCGGGGAGUUUGUGCUGAAGCUCAUCUCCCUCCGAUACUACUACUUCACUAUUGGUUGGAACAUCUUUGACUUUGUGGUAGUCAUUCUCUCGAUCGUAGGCAUGUUUCUGGCCGAGCUGAUAGAGAAGUACUUUGUAUCCCCUACCCUGUUCCGAGUCAUCCGCCUGGCCAGGAUUGGCCGAAUCCUACGUCUGAUCAAAGGUGCCAAGGGCAUCCGCACGCUGCUCUUCGCUCUGAUGAUGUCCCUUCCCGCGCUGUUCAACAUCGGCCUCCUGCUUUUCCUGGUCAUGUUCAUCUACGCCAUCUUUGGGAUGUCCAACUUUGCCUACGUUAAAAAGGAAGCUGGAAUUGAUGACAUGUUCAACUUCGAGACUUUCGGCAACAGCAUGAUCUGCCUGUUUCAAAUCACCACGUCGGCAGGCUGGGACGGACUGCUGGCCCCCAUCCUCAACAGUGCGCCUCCUGACUGUGACCCGGAUGCUAUUCACCCUGGAAGCUCGGUGAAGGGGGACUGUGGGAACCCAUCUGUGGGGAUCUUCUUUUUUGUCAGCUACAUCAUCAUAUCCUUCCUGGUUGUGGUGAACAUGUACAUCGCUGUCAUCCUGGAGAACUUCAGCGUUGCCACAGAAGAAAGCGCAGAGCCCCUGAGUGAGGAUGAUUUUGAGAUGUUCUAUGAGGUCUGGGAAAAGUUCGACCCCGAUGCCACUCAGUUCAUAGAGUUCUGCAAGCUCUCCGACUUUGCGGCUGCUCUGGAUCCUCCCCUUCUCAUCGCAAAGCCAAACAAAGUCCAGCUCAUCGCCAUGGAUCUGCCCAUGGUGAGCGGAGACCGCAUCCACUGCCUGGACAUCUUAUUUGCUUUUACAAAGCGUGUCUUGGGGGAGAGUGGAGAGAUGGAUGCCCUUCGAAUCCAGAUGGAAGAUCGGUUCAUGGCUUCCAAUCCCUCCAAAGUCUCCUAUGAACCGAUCACCACCACUCUGAAACGCAAACAAGAGGAAGUAUCUGCUGCCAUUAUUCAGCGCAACUACAGAUGCUAUCUUUUAAAGCAAAGGUUAAAAAACAUAUCAAGUAAAUAUGACAAAGAGACAAUCAAGGGGAGGAUUGACCUGCCUAUUAAAGGAGAUAUGGUGAGUGACAAAUUAAAUGGGAAUUCCACUCCAGAAAAGACAGACGGAAGUUCCUCCACCACCUCUCCUCCUUCCUAUGAUAGUGUGACAAAGCCAGACAAGGAAAAGUUUGAGAAAGACAAACCAGAAAAAGAAAGCAAAGGGAAAGAGGUCAGAGAAAAUCAAAACUAAAAAGAAACAGAGAAAUGUCUUUGUAAUCAAUUGUUUACAGCCUCUGAAGGUAACACGUAUGUGUCAACUGGACUCCACGGAGAGGUCCAUGCCAAACUGACUGUUUCAACAAAUACUGAAGGUCAGUGCCUAUACCAGACAGUGGCCUCUCUGUCGCCGCCACUCUGUGAGACAGGGUAUCAACAUUGACAAGAGGUUGCUGCGCCCACUACCAGCUGACCCUGCUGAGAACUCCCUUGUGAAAGUGACCAUGAUACCACCACCAAACACCGUUAGUACAGCACUCCCAUCGGCUCUAUUUUUAACAUCCACAUUUGCCGUAUUUUUACAAAAUCUGUCCCAGGGGAUCUUCCUGGUCCCUGAUUCAUAGUCUGUUCAUAACACUAUGUCACUAUUUUUGUAAGUGUCGUUUACGUUAAGGGAAAAAAAUAUAUAUAAGAAGCCUGUGUUCUUAAGUCCACAGAUUUCUCCAGUAAUCAUAAAAAAAAUAUUUUGCCUGAGAGAUAAAGUUAUUGCUCAAAACUAAUUCUAAUGUUAACAGUUUCAAAUACUUCUACUUUCUGGAUGGCGUUAACUUACAAGUAUUUUAGUCUGUUAUGUUUGUUUAUACUGGAGCAGUUAUGUGCCUGUAAAGUCUCCACUAAUGUUUGAAAGAUUAUUUUUAUGCAAAAUAUUUUGUUUCAAUAAGUGCAGAUUGUAUUCUAAGUUUCAGAGUUCUAUAUUUAAGUUUGGUUAAAUGACCCCAUCCCCACACAAAGUUAUCUAAUCUUUCUGUUCUAGAAAAAUCUAUCCAAAGUACCCCUUUGGAGUAGUUGUUUCACUUCCUGUGGCAGUAUUCCUUUGCCAUCUUCUGCUCUCAGCAAAACUGACAGUUUGUGUCAAUUAAAUACCCUCUGUUAUGUAAAUAGUUAUUUUAUCCUGUGGUGCAUGUUUGGGCAGAUAUAUAUAUACAUAUAUAUAAACGUAUAUAUAGCCUAAUACACAACUUCUAUUAAAUCAAAUAUGUACCACAGUGUGUGUGUCUUUUGUAAGCUUCAAACAGGGAGGUAUCUUGUACCAUUCAUCCCACAGAAAUAGCUGGAAGGCUAUCACUAAUGCAUGUUAAUAUUGCCUAAGCUGCUCUAAUUUAAUCAACCCAUUUAUCACACGUUUUGGUAAGAAGAGUCACAUGUUGGUGGUAGAAUGAAUUUAAUCUGCUCUCUGUCUACCUGUCAAGAAAAUCUCAUUGAUAUUAUUUUAAAACACCUUUAUUUUUGCAUUGUUAAAUCAACUUGAGUAUCACAAUGUGUCUUUAUUAAUUUCAAGGAGACACACUGUAUAGGGCCUCUCACUAAAACCUAUACUUCAUAGUUUCUGGAAAAAAAAAGUCCAAAAUUUGUUUAAAUAUAAAUAAUGUAAAAUAUAUCAGUUUUCUUUGUCAGCAUUUGUACAUAAGAAAAUUAUUUUCAGGUUGAUGACAUGGCAAUUUAUUUUACCUUAUCCUUUGCUUUUUAUUUUUAAUCAAAAUUCCAAACUUUUGCAUCCAAAAAACUUUUCAGCAGAUAAUUUCCUAAAAUAAAAGUUAGACAAUGGGUUUUGUGGAUUUCUUUGUUAUAAUAUAUUUUCUACCAUUCUAAUAAGAGAUAUGUUGGUCAAAAUCUCUAACCCUGACCAUUUUCUACCUACUCUGGUUACCUGCAGAUAAUCCUUCACUCAUGGAAGUUUGUUUUUUUUAACUCAACUUUUGUAGUAUUUGCAUAUGCAGACUAGGCUUAUUUUUUUAAAUCCUGCUGCACUAAAGCUAUCAUGGAUAUAACAUGGGCUCUGUCCUUUUUAGCCUGGAACAAAGUGACAAAGUUGUACAAUUAUCUAACAUGAUAUAAUUCUUUUUUUUUUGUUGGUUUUUUUUUUUUUGCACAAACCGAAAGUUUAAUGUUCAUCCCUUUUACAAAACUAUUUACUGUAGUAUACUGAUGAACUGCAUGCAGGGAAUUGCUACUCCUAAAAGAAUGGUGAGCUACUUCAUUAUUGAGCCAAAAGAAUAAAUAUUUCCUUUUUUUUUUUUACUAUAUCUCAUUUGUUGGACUGAGUUUUUUAUUACUAUUAUUAUUGGCAGGUAAAAAUAUACACAACCAAUGAAAACCUGUAUUUGAUUUGACAUUUGUACGCAUAAAAGUUCACAUGAGUUUUGUAACACCCUGUUACAUGAUCU